This is a messenger RNA of Gossypium raimondii (Peruvian cotton), 1502 nucleotides long. RefSeq names its product ATP-dependent 6-phosphofructokinase 3. The transcript is spliced from 14 exons. Lineage: Eukaryota; Viridiplantae; Streptophyta; Magnoliopsida; Malvales; Malvaceae. The record is from RefSeq and is a predicted model, not a curated record. Gene Ontology annotation, biological process: fructose 6-phosphate metabolic process; glycolytic process. Bases 33 to 1502 code for a protein of 489 amino acids. Gene Ontology annotation, cellular component: cytoplasm. Gene Ontology annotation, molecular function: ATP binding; 6-phosphofructokinase activity.
GUCGUUCGAGGAGUUCCCGCUAGUGCUACACGAUGGCUUCCCCUGCUUUGCCUGAGAUUUCAAAGCCUAAGAUCGUCGACGGUCCCGGCGGUUAUGUACUUGAAGAUGUUCCUCACUUAACUGAUUAUAUUCCUGAUCUUCCUACUUAUCCUAAUCUGUUGCAAGACAAUCCGGCAUACUCUGUUGUUAAGCAAUAUUUUGUUCACGUUGAUGAUAGCGUCCCUCAAAAGGUUGUAGUUCACAAGGAUGAUCCAAAAGGAAUUCAUUUCCGACGAGCUGGAGCACGUCAAAAGGUAUAUUUUCAUUCUGAUGACGUUCAUGCAUGUAUUGUAACGUGUGGCGGUCUUUGCCCUGGACUCAACACUGUGGUUAGAGAGAUUGUAUGUGGCUUGCACCACAUGUACGGUGUAAAGAAAGUAUUGGGGAUCGAUGGAGGAUACAAGGGGUUUUAUGCAAAAAAUACAGUGUAUUUAAAUCCCAAGGUUGUUAAUGAUAUACAUAAACGUGGUGGAACUAUCCUUGGGACAUCACGAGGUGGACAUGAUACCUCAAAAAUUGUUGAUAGUAUUCAGGAUCGUGGGAUUAAUCAGGUUUACAUUAUCGGAGGAGAUGGAACUCAAAGAGGUGCAGCUCUUAUAUUCGAGGAAAUUAGAAGGCGUGGUCUCAAAGUUUCAGUUGCCGGUAUCCCUAAAACUAUUGACAAUGACAUUCCGGUUAUCGACAAGUCGUUUGGCUUCGACACUGCAGUUGAGGAGGCUCAACGUGCCAUUAACGCAGCUCAUGUUGAAUCUGAAAGUUUCGAGAAUUGUAUUGGGCUUGUGAAGCUAAUGGGCCGCUACAGUGGUUUUAUUGCAAUGUAUGCGACAUUAGCAAGCCGAGAUGUGGAUUGUUGCUUGAUCCCAGAGUCACCUUUUUAUCUUGAAGGACCUGGAGGGCUUUUUGAAUACAUUGAGAAACGACUUAAAGAAGAUGAGCAUAUGGUCAUUGUGAUUGCAGAAGGUGCAGGCCAGGAACUACUUUCCCAAAGCAUUCAAUCCACGACAGAUGCUUCAGGAAACAAGCUUCUCCAGGAUGUUGGGCUAUGGAUAUCACAAAGUAUCAAGGAUCACUUUUCAAAACAAAAGAUGCCCAUAAACCUCAAAUAUAUAGAUCCUACUUAUAUGAUUCGUGCUGUUCCAAGCAAUGCAUCGGAUAAUGUUUACUGUACACUUCUGGCUCAAAGUGCUGUCCAUGGAGCGAUGGCGGGAUACACUGGCUUUACAAGCGGACUUGUCAAUGGCAGGCACACUUACAUACCUUUCAACCGAAUUAUCGAGAAACAAAACAAGGUUGUGAUUACAGAUAGGAUGUGGGCAAGGCUUCUUUCUUCAACAAAUCAACCCAGCUUUUUGAGACCAUCAACCAACUUGUUGAGUAACGGAAACGGUAGCCAAAAGAGUUUGGACAAAAAGGUCAAAGACUUAAAAAUUUUGCCAGAUGAGAUUUUGGACUUGAAUGAAUAG